AGAAGGAAAUAAUUGACGAUUCACUGACAUUAUACAUGGUGUCGUCGGGCUAUUACCGUUAUCCAAGAGGCUACAUCGAAUGUUUAGAGCUGUAGUAAUUUAGAGCUUUCGAGGUUGUAAAUUAAGCCAAUCGACAAGACUUUCCCCGCACUCACCGGUUUUAAGAGAAAGGUGAGUGAUUCAGAAAAUAAUUAAUUGGGGCAAAUGUGUGUUACCCUGAACCAAUUUUUACAAACUUUCAGGCAUACUCAACAACUUCUAUGUUAGUAUAACAUCCGGGGAUUUGUGUCAUUUCAUUCAAAGUAUUGGUUGUGUAUAACUAGUGUGUUAAAUCCACAAAUCUUGUGCCCUAGGUGUAGUUAUUUCAGGCCUCUGCUGUUUUGCCGUUAAUGCUAAAAGAGUGAUCAUAAUUGUUCCCAAAAAUAAACCACUCAGUAAGACAGUUUCCUAUCAGAAAUAAUUUGUUGUUCUUCUCAUCUAAGCAAAAAAUCUAACAAAAACACUUUGGGGCUAAUCUUUUCAAAACAUCCCAUAUUGCCCUUUGGUUUGUUGAACCUGUUUAACCCAUCUGUGCCCUGACUAAUAGUAUUUUCUCCUGCAGAAGGAGAAGACGGAGGGGGGGAAGGCUGGGUACUAAACUAGACCUGUCUGGAGCAAACUGGGCAAAGAGGGACCCUUCAACUUAACCAUAUCUGUUUUCGCUUUCCAUUUCCGAGGGGCUAGAAUGCCAGAGACUAAGAAUGGAAGACCAGGGAUAGCCGUGACCUGCGUGCUGACCCCGUGUCGGCUAGUUGGUGUGUGCGUGACCGUGGUCCUAUUAGGAAUGGUCGGAGUGGCUGUCUGGGCUGUAGUAACCUACUGCACCAGAGAAGAAGACACAGGACUUUAUGACGUCCAGGUGAACUCGAUGGACCAACAGCUACGCGUGUUUGACUCUGCCCAGCACAGGUGGAGGCCGGUCUGCUCCUCAGAAGCCAAUCAGCUGUUAGCCAGCAUCAGCUGUGAAGAGAUGGGAUUCGUCAGUGUUGUUAACUACUCUGCGUCAAGCUUGCCUGAGGGAAGCAACGAGGGUGUAGACUUCUUCUGUGUCAAACAGGACGAGUUGACCUAUGGGAAAAGGAUUAAAGACUCUCUUUAUCCCUGUAACUGUGAGAGUGGCCAGGUUCUGACUGUGCUGUGUCAAGACUGUGGUCGACGCAGCUUGACGGAGGACCGCAUUGUGGGCGGCGUGGACGCACGGCAGGGCAGCUGGCCCUGGCAGGUCAGUCUGCAGUACGACGGUGUGCACCAGUGUGGGGGCUCCGUCAUCUCUGAUCGCUGGGUGGUCAGCGCGGCGCACUGCUUCCCCGAGCGGUACCGGCAUCUCUCUAGGUGGCGUGUGUUGCUGGGCUCCAACUAUAAUAAACCAGUCCACAACACAGUGGUGAUGGCGGAGGUCCGGACUGUGGUUUACCACAGCAGCUACCUUCCCUUUGUGGACCCCAACAUAGAUGACAAUAGCAGAGACAUUGCCGUCCUGGCUCUGGCACAGCCCCUCACAUUCACUGAUUAUAUACAGCCAGUGUGUCUGCCCACCUAUGGCCAAAGGCUGGUGGAUGGACAGAUGGGCACAGUGACAGGCUGGGGAAACGUAGGAUACUACGGUAUGCUAGCUGAUGUCCUCCAGGAAGCUCACGUGCCCAUCAUCAGUGAUGCUGUGUGCAACGCCCCAGAUUACUAUGACAACCAGAUCACCACCAGUAUGUUUUGUGCCGGCUUUGAGAAAGGUGGCAUUGAUGCGUGUCAGGGGGAUAGUGGUGGUCCCUUUGUAGCAGAGGACUGCCUUUCCAAGGCUAGCCGCUACCGUCUGCUGGGUGUGGUGAGCUGGGGAACAGGCUGUGCCAUGGCCAAGAAGCCUGGCGUUUAUACCAGGGUGGCACGCUUCUUGCCAUGGUUAUCCACCGCAAUGAGGACCUAUCACAACUCUCCAGGCUUUCACAAGAUGGCUAGAACAUGAGAAAGGGGAAAUGGGAGAGGAGAACAUCUCACUUAAGGUUCUCCAGUGGAACAAUGAUCAAUGAGGCCUGGUCCAAACAAAACCUCUUUGCCAUUACAUUUUUUUAUAUGAACCUUCCCCCUUCUUGUAGGCUGCUUGAUCUGCUCCUCAGGGUUCACAGUCCAAGACCUGGUUGUAUAAUCUGACAAACAAAAAUGUGUCCUUAAUGCCAUGACAACUGAUCAACCGUUUCUGAGGAGACAACAUAGAGACGGCCAUCAGGUAUUUAAAACAAACGUAUUUCGUUGGCGAUUUCAACCAACAUUUAAAGGGAGUUAUUUUUCCUACCAUACCUGAUUUAGGCAAAGUGUCUGUCUGUCUGUCUGUGGGAGUGUGUGUGUGUGUAUGUGUGUGUAUGUGUGUGGUUUCUUAUGGUGCGAACAUGAACUAAUCUAUAAAAAAGGCAAAUUUUCAUUCAGUAAUAGAGCUGGUGAAUGUAUGAUAUUAUUCUUAUUGGAAUCAGUAUUUUGUUUUCCUAACUGUAAAUAUUAGGUGCUUUUCAUUGCAAAUAAAUGUCUUCUGGUUUUUGAGUUGUUACAAUGAAUCAGAUAUGCCUCUACAGUUGCAUGCACUGUCCAAUUCUGGUCUUG
Molecule: messenger RNA, 2625 nt
Organism: Hypomesus transpacificus
Lineage: Eukaryota; Metazoa; Chordata; Actinopteri; Osmeriformes; Osmeridae
Gene: hpn
Product: hepsin
Exons: 12
Coding region: 725-1996 (423 amino acids)
Biological process (GO): proteolysis
Cellular component (GO): membrane
Molecular function (GO): serine-type endopeptidase activity; serine-type exopeptidase activity
Source: RefSeq, a predicted model, not a curated record